This is a messenger RNA of Paramisgurnus dabryanus, 4908 nucleotides long. RefSeq names its product guanine nucleotide binding protein (G protein), alpha 11b (Gq class) (gene gna11b). NCBI's taxonomy places the organism in Eukaryota, Metazoa, Chordata, Actinopteri, Cypriniformes, Cobitidae. The record is from RefSeq and is a predicted model, not a curated record. Gene Ontology annotation, biological process: adenylate cyclase-modulating G protein-coupled receptor signaling pathway. Gene Ontology annotation, molecular function: guanyl nucleotide binding; G-protein beta/gamma-subunit complex binding; GTPase activity. Gene Ontology annotation, cellular component: cytoplasm; heterotrimeric G-protein complex.
UGUGGAAUUAUUGACAUCAGGUUUGUGUGCGUUCACGCAGCUCUGAUGAUGUAUGAGGAGAAGCUAUCAAAAGUGCUAUGAUCCAUUUUUAAAGGCAACGGCCCUUUUCCUCCCCUCAGAAUUAUUUUACGUUUUUGUGACUGGGGGCAGUCAUCAACUACGGGAAAAUAUUUGAACAUGAACUAUUUUUCCAACGCGUUAUUCGUCGUAAAGCAGUGACGUUUCAUCGCGAGACACCGAUCGGACUGCGAUUCCUCCUUCGCUGAGGAGGAAUCAUUCUGUCUCUGUUGGAAACGGAUAGACGAGGAAAAGUGGAUGUCGCGACUGCGCGACCUGUCCCGUUUUCACCGGGACCCGUGUUGGUGGUGAGCUGCCGCGGUGCCGCUGUGGGAGUGUCGCGCACGCACCCGAGGAUAGUUUGCCCUGGAUUUUUCAAUCAUUUGCCGGACCUCCUCCUCACCGACGCUAUACUCCCUUCCUCAUCCUCGUCCGCCCCCCUCUGUUUUUCUUUUUCUCCCAGCUCCGUGAUUUGUCGCGGUCCGUACGCGGGGUAGAGGCUCGCGCCCACCGCGACGCAACCGAAAGUAGCGCGCCGCGAGGCCCCCGGCCCCCUCCCCCACUCGAGCCCCCCUCAGAUCGUCUCCUUACCUUCCUCUCAUUUUUGUCCUCCUUAAUAUUUUUACUCAGAGGAGGAGGAUUAGGGGGAUCUUUUCGUGUAACCCCUCUUUUUUGUCAACGAACCGAGUGAUAUUCUAUUAUUUUUCUCGGGAUUUUUGAAGCCCCCGACGAGGCCGGGCUGUGCUCAGAAAAGCAGCGGGGAUGACUUUGGAGUCAAUGAUGGCCUGCUGUCUGAGCGAAGAGGCCAAGGAGUCGAAACGAAUCAACGCGGAGAUCGAUAAGCAGCUUCGCCGGGAUAAGCGCGACGCGAGGCGGGAACUAAAGCUGCUUCUUCUCGGCACGGGUGAAAGUGGCAAGAGCACGUUCAUCAAACAGAUGCGAAUCAUCCAUGGCACCGGUUACACGGACGAGGACAAACGCGGCUUCACCAAGCUGGUGUAUCAGAACAUCUUCACGUCCAUGCAGGCUAUGAUCCGUGCUACAGAGACCCUGAAGAUCGGCUUCAAGUACGAGCAGAACAAGGCGAACGCCAUGCUGGUGAAGGAGGUGGACAUUGAAAAGGUGGCAUCGUUUGACCAUCCCUACAUCAACGCCAUAAAGAUGCUGUGGUCAGAUCCGGGCAUUCAAGAGGCAUACGACAGACGCCGAGAGUACCAGCUGUCAGACUCCACAAAAUACUAUCUAUCUGACCUGGAUCGUAUCGCUGAACCCUCCUACCUUCCCACCCAGCAGGAUGUUCUGAGGGUUCGAAUCCCAACCACAGGGAUUAUUGAAUACCCAUUCGACCUUCAAAGUAUCAUUUUCAGAAUGGUUGAUGUUGGGGGUCAGAGGUCAGAGCGCAGGAAGUGGAUACACUGUUUUGAGAAUGUGACGUCCAUCAUGUUUCUGGUGGCUUUGAGCGAGUAUGAUCAGGUUCUGGUGGAGUCGGACAACGAGAAUCGUAUGGAGGAGAGCAAGGCUCUGUUCAGGACGAUAAUCACAUAUCCAUGGUUCCAAAACUCCUCCGUCAUCCUCUUCCUCAACAAGAAGGACCUGCUGGAAGAGAAGAUCUCUUACUCACACCUGGUCGACUACUUUCCUGAGUUUGAUGGGCCCCAAAGGGACGCCCAAGCCGCACGGGAGUUCAUCUUGAAGAUGUUUGUGGAUCUGAACCCCGACAGCGACAAGAUCAUCUACUCGCACUUCACCUGCGCGACAGACACGGAGAACAUCCGCUUUGUGUUUGCGGCCGUGAAGGACACCAUCCUGCAGCUGAACCUGAAGGAGUACAACCUGGUGUGAGACGUCCAGCGGGUCCAACGCCCCUCACACCGGUCAGCACAGAACAGGCACCCGCAGAGCGUGCGCACACCUACGUCCACAUACGACACGCACACACAAAUCAUACACACUGUCUGCAACACACUUUCGAUUUUUUUCCGUUUUCAGCUUCCCAUUUUUGGACAUCUUGUUUUUUUGCCAAAGGCCUCUUCUCCUUUUAUCAAAUUUGACCAUCAAAAGUGUCUCGAAUUUGACAAAGAGUGUUAGAUACCGAAUUUCAUGCGUUUCAAACAAACGUUGGAUUAGCAGAGUUGUGAUGAGCUUGCGGACGGAGCGAUCUGUGAUAAGCCGGCCUGAAAACUGGAAGUGACUUUUUCCUUCCUCUUCUGCAUCGUUCGCUCAGAUCUGUUUCGAGUGUUUCUCGCCUGGAUGAAUGAAAAAUGCGGUUUUCACGGUCCUGCAAAAAAAAUCACAACAUAUUUACAUACUUGUACAUGGACACAAGGACUAGUGCUGUGUUGUCGGAGAUUCCUAAUCGGAUUCCCAAUCGGAUUCCGGCAGAACCCAGUGGGUUCCAGCGGGUUCCUCUGAUGGUGUGGAGAACUUUUCUUUCGCAGAGAUGAAUAUCUCAACGAGGCUAGUCUUCAAUUCGCAUCGAUGAAUGUAAACUUUAUGUGAGAGCAUUGCAAAUGCAAAAAAAAAAAAACAAAAAAAAAAUAAUGAACGAAAAAUAGUGUAAUAGAAUGCAUAUAAAAGCAAAACGAUACAAAGCACGAGAAGGAGAAAUGAAACUAAUGAAAUAAAUCUGUGUAUAUUGCUGAGAUGAUCAUUUUAAAACCUUUUUAAUGAUAAGUAACUAUAGCUACUUCAAAUAUAAAAUAAAUUAUAACAGCAGUCGAAUUAACGAUGGAUAAGUGACAGUUAAGGAUUUAUUUCUUUUUUUAUGUGUGCGAAACAUACACAUACGAUAAGUUUUGUUCUGCGGAUCUUUUUUUAUCUUCCAACUUUCCCGGUUAAACGUUUUACUUUACUACAGUACAGCAGAUGUGAUUUAUAAGUAUAUAGUUUGGCUGCGUUUUGAGAGUGUACAUAUUUUGUCUCGCUCGCGAUUCUGAAUCUGGCUCGUAGACUCGCAGGUAUAUUGUCCAGCCGCCCGAAUGCACAGUAUUCAUCGUUUACGCAAAACAGUACACCACAGUAAGUUUUGGUCUGAAUUUCAAGUAUUUCACGGCAACCCAAAUUCCAGUGGUUUUGUGCGAGGAAUGGGGGGUCAGGUAAUCAUUUAUGCGAAGUUAAUUGAUUGUGUAUAUUUAUAUUUGUAAAUACGUAUACACAUUAUUGCUUAUGUACAAAACGUCUGUGGUACACUAUCUUUGGCAAAAAAUCACUUUUGUGUAAUUGUGUACGGUUUGUUGGUUUUCAGAUGAAUUACGAUAUUAUUGAUACUGUGAUUCUUCUGGUUUAAUUUUUUUAUUUUUGUCACUAUGAAUACAGUAACAUAGCAGUAACGUGUGGAGGACAAACGCGAUUUAAAAAAACGACACGUACGGUUACGAGCAAUAGUCUUGAGAAAACGGGAAAAGAUGUCAAUUUUUCCCAGAUGAGAAACGGCACCCUCUACAGUGUGAAUGUUAUAUGAGAUAAAAAAAAAUAGGUAUAAGCAAAAGAUAAGAUUUUAUUUAUAUAAUUUAUGGACCAGUUGUUGAUAAUUGUUUCCUCUUUCUUUCUUUCUUUUAUUUUUUUUUAAAGCACUCCCAAGUUACGAGACAGAAAUAGGAGACUACUGCUGUAUAAACUUCCGUUUGAUACAAUUAUUCACUUCUUUUUAUUCGUUUUUCUCCUACCAUAAUAGUUUCCACGCAAUAUAUUGUAACCACACUUUUCACUUUCCAAGAUUUGUUUUUUUUAUCAAAUUUCCAAAUGAUGUGUAGGUGCAGUGCUUUAAAGGAACAUAGGAAAUGUACCAUAUGAAAAUAGACGCUUUUUAUUGUGAUUGGAGAUCCGUUUGCAAGUAGUGACUACUUUUUUUGGUUUACUUAUAAACUCAUGGCCUGGUUCUUUCAUUGUUUUAUACAGGUGAUGGUUCAUUCAUUUUCAUCAAGGGCUAAGAUAAAUUGUCAAAAACCAGAAAAAUAGUUGAUCACAGCUUCAAGUUCAAAGUCUGAGAAUUUUUUCUUUUUUUUGCACGUGAUCAUUUUAACCAGGAUUAUACCCAUGCCAAAUUCUCAUGUAUUUAUCAUUUCUUUCACUGUAUUGAAGUCAUCACGUAUUGCCACGGUCAUCAACCACUUUUAUUUUAAGAAGCACAAGUUAAACCGUAUUCUUUGUAAGCUAAACCCAGUGUUUCAGUCAGAUGUCACAGUAUUAGUAAAUCCGACUGUAAUUUCGUUGCUAGCUAACUUAGAUUUAACUGGUGACACAAAUCCAUUUGUGCUCAUUAAACACUAAAUAAGCUUUAAACACACGAUAUUGGAGAUGUUUCUCUUAGACACCAUAGUGUUAGCUGUGGUUGUAUAUUGUUCAUUUGACAUGUUGUAUGUCUCUGAAGCGUCUGAAUGAAGCUUAGUGUACUGCGACUGUUGAGAUUGUGGAUCAAAACGACCCUUUGCUCUUGUAUUUAGUCAGUAAUAACAUGAAACCGUGUUAAUGGUUCCUUCAUUGUAACCAUCGGUAAAUGAUGCGUCACUUGUUUAGCGCAGUUCAAUUUUUUUACGCACUUUUUGCUUCUUCGUGCCAUGAGGAAAAUGCGUUUCCAAGGCUUUGAAGGAAAUGGAAACGGUUUGAGCUACACAUAUCCGGUCACGUCUUCAACAAGAAGUGUGUUUCCUAAACGUGCCAGUUCCAAGCAUUGCCGUUCCCAGAACCUCUACCUUUGUUAACAGCAAAAUGUUUUUUGGGGGGGCAUUUCAGGAUUGUAGUCACAUGACAAGCACAGGACACUGUAGAUUGAGGUUUAAAGGCCAACCUUAAAGGAAAACACCACUUUUUUUCAAUAUUUUAUUAUGUUCUUACCUCAACAUAGACAAAUUA